Fukomys damarensis (Damara mole-rat) is the source of this 4303-nucleotide messenger RNA. RefSeq names its product tweety family member 3 (gene Ttyh3). Gene Ontology annotation, cellular component: plasma membrane. The transcript has 14 exons. NCBI's taxonomy places the organism in Eukaryota, Metazoa, Chordata, Mammalia, Rodentia, Bathyergidae. Gene Ontology annotation, molecular function: volume-sensitive chloride channel activity; intracellularly calcium-gated chloride channel activity. Bases 62 to 1636 code for a protein of 524 amino acids. The record is from RefSeq and is a predicted model, not a curated record.
GGGUCCCUGAUCUCCUCGUCCGGGCAGCGAGGGAGCCCGCGUAGCUGAGGCACCGGCCACCAUGGCCGGGGUCAGCUACGCGGCGCCCUGGUGGGUGAACCUCUUGCAUCGACUGCCCCACUUCGACCUGCACUGGGAGGCCACUAGCAGCCGGUUCCGACCCGAGGACGCCGACUACCAGCAGGCACUGCUGCUUUUGGGGGCAGCCGCCCUGGCCUGCCUCGCCCUGGACCUCCUCUUCCUGCUCUUCUAUUCCUUCUGGCUGUGUUGCCGGAGGCGCAAGACUGACGAGCACCUCGAUGCUGACUGCUGCUGCACAGCCUGGUGCGUCAUCAUUGCCACGCUGGUUUGCAGCGCGGGCAUCGCAGUAGGAUUCUACGGCAAUGGGGAGACCAGCGACGGCAUCCAUCGGGCUACCUACUCACUCCGCCAUGCAAACCGCACAGUGGCUGGAGUGCAGGACCGCGUGUGGGACACAGGAGUCGCCCUGAACCGCACGGCAGAGCCCAGCCUGCAGAGCCUGGAGCGACAGCUGGCUGGGAAACCAGAGCCCCUGCGGGCUAUCCAGCGGCUUCAGGGCCUUCUGGAGACCCUGCUGGGCUACACUGAGGCCAUCCCCUUCUGGAGGAACCCAGGCGUGUCCCUAGAGAUGCUGGCUGAGCAGGUGGACCUCUACGACUGGUACAGAUGGCUUGGCUACUUGGGGCUGCUGCUGUUUGACGUCAUUAUCUGCCUCUUGGUGCUAGUGGGCCUCAUCCGAAGCUCCAAGGGCAUCCUGAUUGGGGUCUGCUUACUGGGAGUGCUGGCCCUGGUCAUCAGCUGGGGUGCUCUAGGCUUGGAGCUAGCUGUGUCUGUGGGUUCCAGCGAUUUCUGUGUGGACCCUGAUACCUAUGUGACCAAGAUGGUGGAGGAGCACUCCGUGUUGAAUGGGGACAUUUUGCAGUACUACCUGGCCUGUUCACCCUAUGCUGCCAACCCCUUCCAGCAGAAACUGUCAGGCAGCCACAAGGCACUGGUGGAGAUGCAGGACAUUGUGGCCGAGCUUCUGAGGACCACCCCACGGGAGCACCCUGCCACCAAGGAUCCCCUGCUCCAUGUCCAGGAGGUGCUGAACGGCACAGAGGUGAAUCUGCAGCACCUCACUGCCCUGGUGGACUGCCGCAGCCUGCACCUGGACUACGUGCAGGCACUGACAGGCUUGUGCUACGACGGCAUCGAGGGCCUCAUCUACCUGGCCCUCUUCUCCUUCGUCACAGCCCUCAUGUUCAGUUCCAUCGUCUGCAGUGUCCCACACACCUGGCAGCAGAAGAGGGGCCCAGAUGAGGAUGGGGAAGAGGAGGCUGCCCCAGGGCCUCGGCAGGCACAUGACAGCCUAUACCGUGUGCACAUGCCCAGUUUAUAUAGUUGCGGCAGCAGUUAUGGCAGUGAGACCAGCAUCCCAGCCGCGGCCCACACAGUCAGCAAUGCCCCGGUCACUGAGUACAUGAGCCAGAAUGCCAAUUUCCAGAAUCCCCGCUGUGAGAACACCCCCCUCAUUGGACGCGAGUCCCCACCGCCCUCAUACUCCUCCAGCAUGAGAGCCAAAUACCUCGCCACGAGCCAGCCUCGCCCUGACUCCAGCGGCAGCGGGCACUAGACUGCGCACCGACCAGCCACCUGCCCCACGUGCCAUCCCCCCCAGGCCAGCACUGCUGCUUCUACCCUGCGGUUACCUGCUAGGCCCUCCAAAUGCCAGCCUGGUCCUCUGCAGCCCCUCCCUCUCCUCUCCUCUCUGCAGGGGCGUGGAAAUGCCCACCCCAGCCCAGUCAUAUAUCUGGACAGAUACUGCCACCACCCUGGCCUUGCCUGGCCCCUGCUCCCUCAUCUCACUGUCCCCUCGGACUGACUGAACCCUGCUCUGUGCCAGGAGCUCCUGUCCUGACAUGCUCGCUCCGCAGAUGGCCCUCCCGACUGUCUGCUGUACCCAUCCCGGCUCCCCAGACCACUCCUUCCCUUCCACAGUGCUGAGCCUUCCUGGCACCUCCCUCUCCACACUUCCAUGGAUCACUCUUAGUUCACAGGCAAGGCAGUGCAGCAGCCCUUCUGCCUGGUGUUGCUGGCCACUGAGGGAUGGGUGCUCUCUACACAUGGGACCCUCCACACGCCUCUCUCUCUACAGCUUCUGGCACCAGCCCUCUCGUUCACACCACUGCCCUGAGCACAGCCUCUCUCCAAGGAGAGCUUUCUUCUGCCUCCUGCCCAGCAUUGCUUUCUCCCACAGUGCCACCCCUUCCCAAGGCACCCAACCCUCCCAUGGAUAACAGGUGCCACACAGAGCCCAGGUCACUUGCUGGCCUCUCGGUGCUGGCCACCUUCUUGGUGCCAAACUCCCUCCCUACACCCAAAAGACUUGGCAGCUUCCUCUGGUUUGUUUUUUGCACUAACCAUAUUUGUCAUCUCUAGGGCAGGCUGGGGCGGCAGGCUGAGCAGUACCACUGCCCCGGUCCUCCCCCAGUUCCACCCAGGACAGAUGCUGUGUCCCUGGAGCCCAGCCUCAGGGGCUGGGACUGAGCCAGCUGUGAAUGUGCACCCAGCCCCUGCCGCCCUUCUUGGGACUAACCACUAACCUCACUCCCAGCCUCCACGGGUGCCCCUGGCCAGCCCAGAGCCAGCAAGUGUGACCCAAGUCCAGCCUGGAUCUGAGGCCCAGGAUGGGCCAGCUGGAGCCAGGGCUGGAGUAGCAGUUUCUUCCUGGGGUGCUGCUGGGGACAGGCUGCAGACCCAACAGGCAGCUCAGAGAGCUUGGUGACCCCUCCCUUCCCUGGGCAGGUGCCGUCCCAGGAGGAUCCUGUCCCCAGGGCCAUGGGCUCAGGUUGCCAUGACUUUGGUCUCCCUACCUGUGAAGCGGGAACAAGGCUUCCCGAUGGUGCUUUUGGCUUUGGUGUAUGAUGUUUGCUGUGCUUCCUGCAGUGAGGCGUAUAGAACCAGCCCCAAAUUGGGACCUUGAGGUUCUGACCCUUCUGGCCUGGCCAGUCCACAAGAUAUGGUCUGGUUUGGGCUCUGGCCAUGUGUCAAUGCCAGGGCAGCCAGAGGGCCACUGGGCAGCAUGGCAGGGCCAAACGGACCUGUGGUUCUCCCUCUUGGAGCAGUAGGCAGCUGCCUGCCCAGAACCACCCACCCCUCCUGGGGUGACCUUUAUCCUUCCCUACCCCUGAAACCCUUCUUCAUGCUGGUGUCUGGGACCAAAAGGGGAUGGGCAGGGGAAAUAGCAGACCUAGGACUCUCAGCCUAGGCAUCAGAGCCCCCCAGUUUUGUCAUACUCAACGGAGGGGACUCUUGCUCUAGAUUGGGGGCCACGGAAGCUGGCCACAGCCAACCUGCUCAGCCUGCCACAGGUGCAUUCCUGGCCAUGGGUCCAGAGGGCAGUGCCUGCCAUGUGCUCCAGGACCGCUUAGAAGCACAAGCGCUGCCAGCGGCCAAGAGCCACCCACAAGGUGAAUGUACAUAGCAUGAGAGGCAGGCACUGCCCGGAUGUGGCCGUGAACCUGUGCUGUGGAAGUCCUGCCGUCGUGUGUAUGUGAGUGUGUGUGAGUGUGUGUGUGUGUGCGUGCAUGUGCGCAUGUGUGCCCUGUGACUUCACCCGAGGCUGAAGAAAGGAAAGGGGGAAGUCAAGAGGGGUUCACUCCCAGACUUCAGUGGCUCCUGCCCUUGGUUUCUUUCUGUUCUGAGUUUUUGGUGCCCCUUUCCUGACCACCCUGCCCAGCCACAUCACCACAUUUCUUAGGGUGCCAGGCCAGGGACACCUGCCACUCCCACUCUGCCCUCCUGGACUCUGGAGCAUGGGUGAGGACUUGACCACAUGGAGAGUAGGAGGCUGUGGGGUGUUGGCCAUGUCUGACCCCAGGGCUCUUCCAGGCUUUCGGGAGGGUCCAUGGGGUUCCUCUGGUGUCCAGCCCCAGUCUCCCAAACAAGGUGAGGUUGGGUAGUGGGAGGGCCUGACUGGGAGCACCCUGACCCUCCUGACACCCACCCCAUUUCACUAUGCAAUUCCAGGUCCCUACCAUUGCCCUCCCUACCCAGGUCCUAGCUCUGCCCAGCCCAGAGGGAUCAGUUGGCAGCCCCUGGGGCCCAGGGAUCAGGGCAGUUUGUGUGGGCUUCUUUGUGUUUAGCCACGAUGCUUGUGAUUGCCCCUAUUUGUUUUAUGUAUGAUUUUGUUAAACCCUCCCCCCGAAUCUUGCCCCGUGUACCUUAACACCAGAGCUGCACCGGGCUGCACCCCUCAGCCUCCGUAAGCCUGUGGCUGUGUGUCCUGUUGCUGUUUUUG